Rotaria sordida is the source of this 1621-nucleotide messenger RNA. The record is from the annotation of a GenBank genome assembly. NCBI's taxonomy places the organism in Eukaryota, Metazoa, Rotifera, Eurotatoria, Philodinida, Philodinidae.
AUGUUCUACUGUAUAGUUUUUGCUACUGUUACUAUUUUUACAACUGUUUUAAAUGGUAAACCAACAACAUCAUUGAAAGAUGAACCAGAACGUUGUUGUAUACCAACACAAUUUAGUUCACAAUUAAGUACAUCAACUGGUAUGCUAUUGCCAGAUGGUACAACAUCCACUGCAUAUGCAUAUUAUAAUUUUUCAUAUGAUUCCGAUCUUGGUCUAGUUGGAAUGAAAGGUGUAUCAUUUUCGGUACCCGAUCAACAGAAAUCAAAUGUAUGGAUUAUUGAAAAUAUGAAUGAUGGACAAAUUUAUGCUAUAGAUGAAGAUGCGAAAAUAUGUUAUAAAUCAACAAUGCCAAUUAAACCAAUUCAUUGUAUACCAGAUACGGCAACUUAUGUACAUUCAUUUACAUAUGGAUAUGGUGACAAAAAAAUUAUUGGCGAUACAUGGCGUAUACAAAAGGACGAAGCAGUUGAUUAUGUAACAGUUAGUCGUGAUGGUCGUUGUAUUCUAUUGACCGACUCUACUUUCUUUCAAAAUCCCGCUCUGGUAGAUGCAAUGACAACAACAGAUUUUGUACCACAAAUUGAUGAUCCAAGUAUAUUUGAUAUACCGCCAGAAUGUAAAAAUGCCGUUUAGCUUGUACUUUAUCUCUCGAAACCAGACAUAUAUACUUACAUAAAAAUUUCUUUUGCAUUUGGUUUUUAUUAUAUGUAAUUUUCAAAAUGAAUCCGAACCUUGCAUUUAACUAUAAUAGAUAAUAAUUUCUGUCUGCAAAUCUGUUGAAAUUAUAAGCUGUUUCUUUCCUAUAGUACAAGAUAGUAGUAAUAGAGAUCUUUUUUUUAAUAAUCCAAUAAAGGACGAGGAAUAUUCUAGGUCGAUUUUGAUCUAAUUAGAAAACACAGAUAGUUAGGUAUGAAACGUUCAGUAAUUGUAGAGCAUAGAGUUAGUAGUCCGUUCCAUGAAUUUUAGCUUGAUCAGUCAAAUUUUUGCCUUACUUUGCUGCUCUACUAGAUAGACUCCUAGGUGACCUCUGCGAGUGAGUGUGAGAGCCAAGCAUUUCUUGGUUUCAGACAAAUAUUUACCUUAUUACCAAGUCGACUUAUAUAUCAUUCGAUGGAGAAUCAAACUUUUGAAGAUGUCGAUAUCUUUAUGUAAGUAUUGAUUACUCUAAUGAAAACUUGUAAAAUUUGAAGUUUUAUUCUAAUAAAAAAAUCAUAGAGAACUAAAUCUAUCAGGGAUCAUUUUCAUCUUACUAAGGCUUCCUCAUGGACAUAACCAUGAUAAAUAUGAUAUAGUAUUUUAGAUCGUUUAACAAAUACUAAAAAGAUCAGCUUUGAAAAUGAAUGAUAUCACUGCGAAAACUUUUAGGCGAAAAAUCCCCGAGUAUUAUUCCACAUCCUUUAUUUUUUAAUGAAUGAGUGGAAAAACUAUUUGAAAGCAAUCACCAAAGCUAUUUAAGAUCUCACCAUGGUUUCUGUAAGAUCCUAAUAAUGUACCAUGGCUAAUCAUGUAUUCUAUGUCAUGUUUUUGACAUAUUUGAUCAAAUGUCUUCAUCAGCUUCACUUAUACUUGGUGUUCGUAUGAUGUUAUUAAACGUGAAAGAAUGGAUGAUGUUUUUCGUAGU